AUGCUGCUCUUCAUAUUGUUGAGUGUAGUAGCGCAAACGCUGGCCGGACAACCACACGGAUUCUCUGGAACAUUAGUUGAUUUUACGGACCCCAAGGUCCAAGGUCACCUAGACGCUUUAGUACGCAUGGCUCAGUCCUGUGUCAUCAAGGUGCGCGCCUCACCCAAAGACGUCAGGGCGUACUUCACCAACUCGCCGCCCAUCACCAGGUCGGGGCAAUGCUUCGCGGCAUGCAUGCUGGAGCAGAGUGACGUCAUCAGCCACGGGAAAGUAAACCGAGAUCUCCUCGUUCAUCUAGCAAGCCUGGUCAACGGCAAGAACUCCCGUGUUGUGCGCAAACUACACAGUAUAUCCCGACUCUGCCUCGACAGCAUCGAAGGGAUGUCAGACAGAUGUCAACUAGCCUCCACGUACAAUGACUGCUUGAACGAGAACAUGAUCGAAUUCGCUUUCCCUCUCGACAUAGCGGAGGAGGCUGUGAGGAAAAUGCCUUUUCAUCUUAUACAGCCUAAUCUGCCACAGGAGUUGAGACACCCGUAUUAG
Molecule: messenger RNA, 543 nt
Organism: Bicyclus anynana (squinting bush brown)
Lineage: Eukaryota; Metazoa; Arthropoda; Insecta; Lepidoptera; Nymphalidae
Exons: 4
Coding region: 1-543 (180 amino acids)
Molecular function (GO): odorant binding
Source: RefSeq, a predicted model, not a curated record